Molecule: messenger RNA, 2355 nt
Organism: Ustilaginoidea virens
Lineage: Eukaryota; Fungi; Ascomycota; Sordariomycetes; Hypocreales; Clavicipitaceae
Exons: 3
Coding region: 1-2355 (784 amino acids)
Source: RefSeq, a predicted model, not a curated record
AUGAGCGAGCAUCAUCUGGCAGAAAGCAGCUUUGGAGAUCCAAACGCUCAACCCCCCACGCCCGACCAAACGCCCAAGACAGCCACCCUUCCAAGUCCCGUCUUCGAAACCCCAAAGCCCUACCAGGGCUCCUUUGCCGAGGCCGGCGACUCGACUCCUCGGUUUGCCGAAGAAUACUCCGUCUUCAACGCUACUCCAGGCAAUCUGCGGGGCUCGCACUCCUUUCCAGACUUCGUUCCUGCAACAGGUCCCGGCUCACUCGCUGGUCACAAACGCCUGUUAUCUGCAGAAGGCUUUGCGGUCGAGUUCGCGGCGCACCCAAAUCACCAUUCACCUAACCCCGGUGCUUCUGCUUCUCUGCCCGCCGCCCCCCUCUCCCCUCGAUUACCAGCCUCCCCGGUCCCGUCAAAAGUUGACGCGAGCUCGUCAACCACGAAUCCCAAGUCCCAGUCAAACCCUGCCGCACUGACCAGGACCCCCCCCUCCUCCAAGAGAGUCCGCAGAGAAACCAUCGGUGAAAAGGGACGGGAGCCCGAGGAGGAACCGGAACCGGAACCGGAACCGGAACCGACCCAAGUCAUCUCACCGCCACCCACGGCUCGCAAGGGAGAGCGCAAGCCCACCCUGAAGUUCACCAUGCAACAUGACCAAGGUUUCGGGCAUGCAGACCUCCACGAACCCUCGCAGCAGGACAUGGCGGCACUCAUGGGCAGUGUUGGCGACUUGUUUGGCUAUCCCAUGUCGGCUCCGGCCAUGACCCAACCCAACUUUUGGGAUCCGUCCAUGCCCCUGGACAUGGACCUCGAUUUCGCCGCGGCAGCUGCUGCCAACUUGUUUCAACCAGCCACAUCAUCGUCAUCGUCUCACCGCAAUACGGGCUCGUUUGAUUGGAAUAGUGAAAUCCCGCUCUUUCAGGAUCCCAUCGCGCCGCCACCGCCGUCGUCGAAUCAAGAGAAUGUCCAGCCUGCUCGGCAGGGGAGAAUGUUCGCCCUCAAGCCAGCGGCAUCAACCUCGGACGUUGCAUGCACCAACGCUGACGGCGCUUCCAUACCAUCAAGUUACGCUGCUGCUGCCACUGGUCUGGACGAUCCAUUCAGCAUAGCAGAUGCGGGGGAUGCAGUUGAUCCAGGUCUUCUCUUUAGCCGCCCGCAAAGUGCAUCCGUAGAUGCCGAAAUGGGCGGCUUGAUUCAGUCCGGCACUGCUGAGGCGGCCAUUACAGGCUCAGGGUCCGGAAAGGCAACAGGCCGGGGGACCCGCACGUCGGGAAAUUCCAGGGAGAGAAAAGCCAACAACAACUCCAGGGGUCCUGACCGGAUCGUUGCCAGUUCGCCUGUUCAUGCGCCGGGCAGACCCGGGCUGGGGCGAAGUGCCAGCGAGAGUCGGGCGGGGAAGCCGGCGAGACGAGGCUCGCUCCCGGUCCUGGCCCCGGCGAUCCGGGCAGCCGAUGGGCCUGGGCUCACGGCGAGCAAGUCGACUGGCCGCACGGGCGGGAGGACGUCGCCGUUCAAGACGCAACAGCGGCUGUCCAGCCUGGCGUCCAUACCCGAGACGUCUCCGCAUUCCUGCAUACGCACCUCUGUGCGGCUGAGAAUCGAUGCCCACGGACGUGCUCACACGGAAACCACAGUGCUGGGCGGGCGCGGCAGCCCCUUCAUAACCAGAAGCCAAAGCUCCCAAAACCUGUCGAGCAAUCGAAGCUAUUCGUCGUCGGAGGGCGAGGACACGGACUCGGACGACGAACCCAUCAUCAUCCCCAGCCGCAACCACUCCUUCAACGCAUCCUUUGCCCUGCCGGACCCUCGCAAACCCGUGGGCUCGCUGUUCCAACUAUCCACGCGAAGCUUGAGCGACAGAAGCAACAGCAAUUCGGCAAACGACGGAGAGAGCGAAGCAGAGACGGUGGUCAACGAGAAGCCGGGCAAGGUUGGCGACGCCGCGAGCGAGCUGCGCAAGGUGGUCAUGGACCGACAGAAACGGUCCCUGCGGCUGGGCAGCUCGAGGUCGCUCGACACGAGCGUGCGCGUGCGCAGCUUUGCAGGCGGCAUCGUCUCGCCGACCAGCCUCGCCGGGUCGAGCUACGGGCCAGACAGCUACGGCGUGCGGUGCGUGUGCAGCAACAGCAAGGCUGACGAAGACGGCUUCAUGGUCCAAUGCGAAUCCUGCGAGAUGCUGCUUCACGGACGGUGCAUCAACAUCAGCAUGCGCACCAUGCCCAACGUGUACAUUUGCGGAUUCUGCGCAAACACGCCCAACAUGGCGAGGCGGCGGACGCGGGACAGCCAACGGAGCAAUGCUCUGGGCAUCGGGACGCUGCAGUCCCCUCUGGCGAACAAGUCGUUUAGAUCGUUUCGCUAG